Molecule: messenger RNA, 1055 nt
Organism: Drosophila serrata
Lineage: Eukaryota; Metazoa; Arthropoda; Insecta; Diptera; Drosophilidae
Product: calcium and integrin-binding family member 4
Molecular function (GO): calcium ion binding
Source: RefSeq, a predicted model, not a curated record
AAUCAAAAGUCAUACAACUUCAAUCCGAACUAAGUACUCGGGGCGUAAAUAAGUAUUUCUAUGGACACCUUAUUAUUUCUCCAAAACCCUUUUUAUUUUAACACAAAGGAACCACUAAAUUGUUCAAAAGUUCUUGCAAGAUGAAAGACUUGGAUCAGACCAUAGAUACCCUUGAAAAUGCCCGUUUCAAUUGGCUGUACGCAAAUGAGAUUGUUCAGAUGAGCAAGGACUCCAUUUUCACGACGAACGAACUGAUUUGCAUUGUAAUGCUGUACCACAAGAUGGUCCUGGCUAAUGGACCAAAGGCGAAGUAUAUGAGUAUCCAGCAGCUCACCACUCUCAUGCUGGAUCUGUUCGAAAUAACUGAUUGCAACAUUAGCACAACUACGGUCUUUCGCAUCAGUCAUGGUACACAAGGGACCCAUCCCGAUUUUUGUCCCGACAGGCAUGUGAGCUUGGAGUCCUUCGUGAGGCUAUUAACCAUAUAUUUCACCAGAGACCUGGAUAUGAAGAUGGAGUUUGCCUUUUCUAUCUACGACAAGCAAGACAAAAUGCAGUUAAAUGGCGAGGAUGUUGGGUUCUUUCUUAAGAAAUUCUUUGAUGGCGAGGACGAAGAAGAAGCCACGGAGCUGCUAUUGGACAUGAAGGAAAUGAUCUUCCUUAAAUUCGAUUUAGACAAGGACACGAUCAUUUCGUUUGAAGAGUACUGUGAGGUGGUACGCAAGCAACCUCUCCUCAUGGAGUUCCUCGGACGAGUGUUUCCAACCAAUCCCCGUAUGGAUGUCCUCGCUCUUUGUGCCAACGUAAUGUCCUGGUUCGAUGACUCACCCAACCCGAGAACCAUUCGAAAAUCAGCAGCUGCUGAGAAUGGCCAGGCACUAGUGGUGAAAGCAGAACCUCGUCGCAUCUCAGAAAUUUAAAUUGCAAGUGUUAAUAGUUGUUUUGUCAUUUCGAGACCGCAUUUUUUCAAGUGCUUCCAGAUGACGCCAUUCCAAAUUGAAAAAUGUUUCUUUUAACGGGAAUUUUCACCCCAUUUAUAAAAGGACAUACAUCGA